AUGAAGUUGCUCGACGAGAAGACAGCAAACCGUCACAAACACGCUGCUGCGCUGCUCGGGCUUCUUCGUUUCGUGCCCGAUGACCAAGUUCAUGACGUCCUCCAGCAGUUGCGGGCCGGGAGAGAUGCCGGGAACAUCGUCGACAGCCUCAGAGGGCAGUUCCAUUCCGCCGAUGAAAUCCCCUUUCCCAACCUCCUCCAGGCGGCUCCUCCUCCUGGUCAGACUUCUCUAGAGUUCGAGUUGAUGGUGCGUCACGCCGCCGCCUAUUCACCCUGGGCUCCGACAGAACUCCCACGACUAGAUUUCGACUCGGCGUUGAAAUCAGCUCCAGGCAUUUCCAUCGAAUCGCCUUCUUCAGGACUUUCGCCAAUUUCGACGGAUACGCCAUCUCCCCUCCCUCCUACAGAAUCAGAAGCGUCUUCUUCUAGCGGUAGGCCUCGUUUUAUGACCGCGAACUCGCGAGACGGCAGUGCCGGUCACAGUUUCAGCUUUAGUCCCCAAGGCAAGCCCGGCAAGCGAGAGGCUGGGGUUGCCAGCCCCCCACCUCUCUGUGAUGAAAGACUUCUUAACGCGGACAUUUUGGCAUGGACUUCAGUGAAGAUCCCCAGUCCAGCAGCCAGGAGAAUCGUUUCUCUGUAUCUCGAAACAGAUCACGCCAUCACGGCACUAUUCGACGUUGAUCUCUUUCUCAACGACUUGAUAUCCGGCGGCUCACGCUUUUGUUCCAGACUCCUCGUCAGCUCCCUGCUUAGUUGGGCUUGUCAGGCUUACAGGUCUUACGAUUUGGAGGCGACGGCUUGGAGUUAUUCCUUCUAUGAUGAGGCGGAACAGCUUCUGGAACAAGAGACGGCACUGGGAAUGUCAACUCCGAACACUGUGGCGGCCAUGAUUUACUUGAGCAUGUCCGCGACCUGCCAUGCGAAGAGUACUACAGCCGCUACCGAGCAUCUGGAUCACGCCAUCGAUCUCGCCAAAAGCAUAGGACUGUUUGGUAUCGCCGACGAGGGCAUGUCCGAGAGAUGGCCAGACGGAGCUACCGACUUUCUCUGGGAAAAAUCACUGACACAGACAGCCUGGGGAAGUUUUGUCUACAUCACAUCGCCAAUUCCAGGAGACGCGGCAGACUUCGAAGACGGCAAAUCCCCCGACGGACCGCACUUCCCAGCUUACAUGGGGACUACGUUCCCGUACCUUUGCAAACUGGCACUAAUCGCCCACGACAUGAUUUGGGUGAACUACGGCAACAUCUUGCGGGUGGAAGGGUACAGCAUGAUCGAGCACAUGGAGGUGCUCUAUGGACGGUAUCUAGAAUGGGCCGACAGGUUGCCGCUGGAACUGGUGCGAGGCGGAGAGAGCGCUCACCACGUUCUGAUCAUGCACAUUUACUUCCAUGCGUUUGUGCUAGAUCUUUUCCGGCCCCUGGUCCACCACGGCGACGCUAUACGGGCCCGGCUCGAGUCCUUUACCUCCCAGCAAGCGUCUCCCGAGGCCAUCUGCCUCGCCUCGGCGACUCAACUAGGCCGGAUCGUGGUCACGUACCUCCAACGGUUCAGCUCCGCGUCCCACAGCUUCCCCUGGAGCACGGCGCUCCUCUACUUUGCAAACGCCGUCAUGCGGGAACUGGGGCGCGCCGCCGACACCUCGGAGAAGCUCGCCGACUUGCGCACAUGCAUCUUCGGCUACCAGAGGCUGCAACGCUCGUUCCGGCUGUCGUAUGGGAUCAUCCGCAGCCUACUCUCGAUGGCGCUGCGGGAAGGGGCUGUUGGAUCCUCGGAGGCGAGGGCCAUCAUCAACGACACGGACGAGAGGGCGAAGCAUCACCGGGGCCACGGCGAGAUCCAGGCGCCGUUCAUCGUCGACCUCGACCUCGGGACGUUGGAUCCGGCGGCGGCGCACGUCGACAGGCUGGCGGCCGAGUUCGAGGAGCUCGCGAUCUUCAACGAGUUCACGGUGAUCGUUUCGGGGCGGGAGACGACAAACACCUCGACCGAGGCCAUGGGUUCCGACACGGAAGGCCAAUAUAGUGGCAACACAGGAGGGGAGGUGGGGAGAGGCGAAUGA
Molecule: messenger RNA, 2061 nt
Organism: Colletotrichum higginsianum IMI 349063
Lineage: Eukaryota; Fungi; Ascomycota; Sordariomycetes; Glomerellales; Glomerellaceae
Product: Zn 2cys6 transcription factor
Exons: 5
Coding region: 1-2061 (686 amino acids)
Source: RefSeq, a predicted model, not a curated record